This is a messenger RNA of Onychostoma macrolepis, 2263 nucleotides long. RefSeq lists its product as uncharacterized. The transcript is spliced from 8 exons. Gene Ontology annotation, cellular component: plasma membrane. The coding region runs from base 204 to 1988 and encodes 594 amino acids. Gene Ontology annotation, molecular function: transmembrane signaling receptor activity. NCBI's taxonomy places the organism in Eukaryota, Metazoa, Chordata, Actinopteri, Cypriniformes, Cyprinidae. The record is from RefSeq and is a predicted model, not a curated record.
GUGAAGCAUUUGUGAAAAACUAGUUCCACUUCCCUCUUUAUUAACCAUCUCUCUGUCAGAGGAAGUGGGCGUAUCUGCCACAUUCAGAAGUUCAUGUUGAAGACAUGACCAUGAGAAACUCAGAACUCAUCUGAACACACAUCGAGAGCUUCAGAAGAACUGAAUCUAUAACAACAGAGAAGAUCAUUGAAUAAGAGAGAAGAAUGAAGAUCAUCUGGACUUUCACUCUGCUGAUGAUUCCUGGUGUGUUGAGCUCCAUCAGUGUGAUAGGAUAUUCAGGAGGAGGAGUCAGCAUCACAUGCAAAUAUAAUGAAAGAUAUACAGCAUAUAUAAAGUAUUUUUGUAAAGGACAGUGGUCUGAGUGCACAGACCAAAUUAAGACUGAAGAGAAAAACAAAUGGGUUGAUUCUGGAAGAUUCUCUCUGUAUGACGACACAAGAGCAGCAGUUUUCACUGUGACCUUCAGAGAUCUGAGUGAACGGGAUUCUGACAUUUAUUACUGUGGAACUCAAAGAACUGGAAAAGAUUUAUACACUGAAGUGAAUCUGAAAGUUUUAACAGGUCAAAAGAUCAGUGCUGUGACGGGAUAUUUAGGAGGAAAUGUCAUUAUAAACUACAAAUAUGAGAUGAAACAUAAUAACCAUGAGAAAUACAUCUGUAAAACUGGAGCAGAUCAGUGUUUUUCUCUAAUAAACACAGACAGAGCAGCAGAAUGGACACAUGACCGAUUCUCUGUUCAUGACGACAGAUCUGCUCGUCUCUUACGUGUGUUUAUCAGAGAACUGAAUGUGAACGAUUCUGGAGAAUAUAAGAUUAUAGUCAAAGUUUCUAAAGACUACAGUUUCUUCUCUGAGUUUCACCUGAACAUCAGAGACGCUGAUUGUUGUGAGAAGAGCAUCAGUCUAUCAGCUGCUGCAGGAGCUUCUGUGAACAUCAGCUGCAAAUACCCACAAUCCCACAGUGCUGAUGUGAAGUUUGUCUGCAGGAGAUCUGGAUCUGAUCUCUGUGCUGAAGAGACAUCUGUGGAGGAGAGCAGAAGAUGGAGCGCUGAGGGACAGAUCCAGCUGUAUGAUGACAGAGAGCAGCAGCUCCUGACGGGAACCAUCAGUCAUGUGACUCGACAACAUUCAGCUGAAUACUGGUGUGGAGUUCAGUCUGAUCAAGGACACAAGAGCUUCAUCACACGAGUCCUCGUCAGCGUUACAGAGGCAAACACUCACAGAAUAUCUACAUUGUCAUCAUCAUCAUUAUCACCAUCAUCUUUCUCAUCAGCAGAACCUCCACUGAUCUCAUCUGUGUCUCAUGUAACAGGCUCUUCUCUGAUCAUCAGUGUGUCUCUGCUUCUUCUUCUGAUCUUCACUGUGAUUCUGUCAGUGAUCAUCACUCUCUGGAGGAGGCGUCAAUCUCACAAAGCUCAUUCCUCAUCCAGAAGAUCUCACAUGACACCAGCAAACAGUGACGCGGUUUCUCAUUAUCAUUGUGAUUACGAGGAGACAGAAGACAAUCACAGACAAUUACCCACAAACCCCUCCGAUCCUACAAAUGCAAUCUAUGCUUCUCCAGGAUUACCCAUAAACCCCUCUGAUUCUACUAAUACAAUCUAUGCUACUCCAGGAUUACCCAUAAACUCCUCUGAUCCAACAAAUACAAUCUAUGCUACUCCAGGAUUACCCAUAAACCCCUCUGAUCCUACAAAUACAAUAUAUGCUACUCCAGGAUUACCCAUAAACCCCUCUGAUUCUACUAAUACAAUCUAUGCUACUCCAGGAUUACCCAUAAACUCCUCUGAUUCAACAAAUACAAUCUAUGCUACUCCAGGAUUACCCAUAAACCCCUCUGAUCCUACAAAUACAAUCUAUGCUACUCCAGGAUUACCCACAAACCCCUCUGAUUCUACUGACACAAUAUAUGCUAAUCCAGGAUUACCCAUAAACCCCUCUAAAUCUACUAACACAAUAUAUGCUAAUCCAGGAUUACUAAUCUACUAAUACAAUAUAUGCUACUCCAUAAUAACCCAUAAACCCCUCUGGUUCUACUAACAGAGUUUACAAUACACGGUAACAUCACAGAAGUCCACAUGUAUUUCAGUCAUGUAUUUACUGAGGGUCUGAAUGACACAGACGGUCCUGAUAAUGUUCCUUCAACAAUUAUCUGUAUUCACAUUAAUGUCUAUUAUAUCAUGCAGUUAUGAGCCAGUGAAUACAUGUUAGUUAUUGACUGUUUCAGUUUAUUUGCUCAGUAAACACAACCGUUGCACCUGCUG